Messenger RNA from Mesorhabditis spiculigera, 1575 nucleotides. The record is from the annotation of a GenBank genome assembly. Lineage: Eukaryota; Metazoa; Nematoda; Chromadorea; Rhabditida; Rhabditidae.
AUGAGCGCCGGCCGAACAAAGGUCCAAAGACACGAGUCAAAACAGACUGAUUCUGGGGAUGAAGCUGUUGAUGACGCCGUGGCGGAGGUAGCAAGCAAGAAGAAGGCUGCUAAGAAGCGUCCACCACCUGCUGAAGAAGAGGAGGAUGUUGAAGAAGAGGAAGAGGAUCCGAAACCCCUCCCAAAACGAACCGGGGUUAAGGGAAAGAAAGGCGAGAAGCCAACCUUUGCCAUCUGCAAAAAACCUCUAGACGAUGGAGGUGCCUGUGAUUGUACCGGAAAUGAUAUUGUUUGCGAUCAAGUCGUUUUUGAUGAUGAAUCCGAACUUGACACCCUCAUGCUCACACCCCCAAAAAAUGCCACCUACACCUAUUUUGCGGCUCGAGAAAAUUUCUUUCCGAUUUUGAAAAAGGGCGAAAUCCUACCCCUCAUCGCCGACAAAAUUGAAGAGCUUGAUCUCUCCAAAAACAAGCUGGUCACCAUCGAGUCCGAGGCGUUCGCCGAUUUAAACAGCCUCUCCAAACUACACCUCAACCAUAAUAAACUCAGGCGUCUCCCAAAGGACGCUUUCAAGGGCGUUGAGGACAAGUUACACCAGCUUUUCUUGAAUUCCAACGAUUUGCGCAACGUGGAGGAGGGGACAUUUAAGUCGUUGAAAAGUUUGCGGCGCUUGGAAAUGGAUUAUUCGAAGGUGAAGAUAACGAAGGGGCUUUUUGAGGGAAUGGAUAAUCUGGAAAAGUUGUCACUAGAUGGAACCACUUUUGACGACAAUACAGAUGUGAAUGUUUUUGACCAUCUACCAAAUCUUAAAGUACUCUCCCUGCGCAACACCCACCUUACUGAGGUCCCAACGUCGAUUCAAGGCUUGAAACAUCUUGAAGAACUCGAUCUCUCUGGCACAAAAAUUUCUGAACUCCACGCCGAUUCGUUUAAAAAUGAUCAGAGCUUGAAGAUCCUUUUCAUGCAAGAUAUGCCUUUCCUGUGGGGUAUCGAAGACUGUGCCUUCUGUGGUCUUGAGGGCCUCCAGGAAGUUCACUUCAAAAAUUCCUCCCAGCUCUACAGUGUUCACAACAAUGCCUUUGGGUUUGAGAAGGGAAAGGAUGCGACGAAAAGCCUCACGAAAGUCGUCUUUUCAAAGUGCAAUAUCAGUACUUUGCACGAAGCGCUUUUUGAUGAGGAUUUGGACUUGGAUCUGCAGCUUGAUGGUAAUAAAAUUAUUUGCAAUUGCAAUACGACCUGGUUGCUUGGGGAGCAGCGAUUUAAAUUUGCUACUACAAGCCAGGCACCGAGAUGCGCUGCACCAGAAAUCGCUAGAAAUCGCGAGUUGAUGGCUGUUGAUCCGGCGGAUGUUUGUGACGCUGUUAUGAGCCGGAAUAAGGGAGCACGAAUGAUUAAAUGGUUUUUAAUGACGCUGAUGUUUUCGACAAUCGGUGUCCUUGGAUAUUACAUGGUUGCUACCGGGAAAGUGAAAAAAUGGAUUACCCCGAAACCUCGUGAAAAUGUCCUCUACUCAAACCUCCAAACCAACGAUGAACAACCCCUCGAAAAAGAUUUCCAACCCCGACCUCAAGACGUU